CGAAUCAGUAUUGAAGGAUCUCUAUUAUCUCAAGCCACCAAACUAGGAUCAAAUGAAGCCCUGAUGAAUUCUAGGAAGAAGGUUCCAUUGGAACCCAGCGGGCUGGAGAGCCAAUUUCAACAGUCAAUUGAGCCAGCCUACAGCAGCGACCAGGACGAAAAUCUUCAGGCUUCUGCUACAGAGCAGAUUGAUGCUGAUGAUGAAGAAGAGUCUGAACAGGGAGUGCAGCAAAACUCACUGCAGAAAUCAAAAGGGGGAAGAAAAAGACUAAAUAGUCAAGCUGCUGAAAAUGUUGAAAAACGGAGAAGUGUUAAUGUCAACAAGUGUGAAACACAGAGCUCCAAGGACCCUUCAGAUGAGGAGUCAACCCAGUUGAAUACUGAUCUUCCGUUUUCCCGCGCAGCUAGACAACCGCAGUUGCCUAGACAGUUCAGCACACCCCAGAGCAACUCGCUAAUCAUGAAUAUCCUGGGGGGAAGCACCUCUGUCAGAAACAUCUGGACUGACCAUCAGAUCAGACAGGCACUGUUUCCCAGCCGGCAACCACCUUAUGAGAAUGAAGACGAUGAAGACGAUUAUCAGAUGUUUGUACCAUCAGCAUCUACAUCCAAUGCUAGUUCAGCUGUGGGUGGGGAAAGGAGCGGUUCUUCUGGGCGGCCAUGCAGCUGGCACUUGGGGGUAGGGCAUCAAAAUGAGACUUCCAGCCCCACUCGUCACAAAAUUGUUAGGCGGGCCAGUAGUGCUGGUGAAAGUAACAUGUGUCCAGCCAGUGCAAGGUAUAAAAUCGGGGAGCAUGGUUCUCGAAGGGAAAUGAAGAGAGCAGAGGUGAGCAGUAUGAAUGCAUAUCCUGAAUCUUCAGAGGAACUGACCAUUGAUGAUAUUGAACAUGUUUAUGAUAAUAUAAGCUACGAAGACUUAAAGCUGAUGGGUCUGACAAGAAGGGAGGAGACAGACUGUGGUCCCCAGAGAUCUGCUAGGGACUCUCUCUAUGAGGCUGAAAGCAAAAGCAGCUUAGAUUCACCCUCCAAAAAGAGGGCAGCAAAUCAAAGCAGGGCCUCCAUUCGUGCGAGUAGGGAUGAGAUACUAUUGAGUAGAGAAGCACCUGCUUCAAGUUUGGAUGAGCUCAGGAUUGUUGAGGACAACAUCUAUGACACCAUAGUGCUUCCAGAAACACCACUAUUGAAUUUUAAAUGUGACCCCUUAAAAUGCUCUAAAAGGCAGAGUUUUCUGGGCCUGGAAAAAGACUUUGCCUGUUGUGACAAUCUACGGCAGUUUGUUUCUGAAGAGAGUCUCCAGUUCAGUGAAGAUGAAAGUCCUUACCAUCGUGUUCCUGUCGACAAUGACUAUUUGAGCUUAGUAGAUAGCUCCUCCAACUCGGAUUCACUCUCCCAUAAGUCUGCAGCAGAUAAACUCUCUGAGGAAGUAGAUGAGAUUUGGAAUGACCUGGAGAACUACAUCAAGAAAAAUGAGGAAAAGACAAGAGACCGUCUCCUUGCGGCCUUUCCUGUUUGUAAAGAUGACAUGCAGGAGAGGCUGCAUGCUGGUAGUACACCUGAACUGAGUAAAGACGUAGAUUACUCGCUGUCUACUCUCUCUCUGCCAGAAACUCCUAUUUUCCCUAAAACAGUGAAGCCCAGGGCUGCCACCUUAAGCGAGGCUAGUCUGAGGCUUGAAGACACUACACCACGCAAGAACUCUUUUAUGAGUCUGAACAGACCUUCCUUCUCCAGUGAGCUGCCUUUUGUAGAUAGCCCGUAUGAAUCUGCCAAUAGUGUUCUGUCCAGUGCGUAUGCAGAGGGCAUGGAAAAUGACUUGGCUGUUGCGGAUAAAACAAAGAACAGAGUUUUUAUGAUGGCAAGGCAGUACAGUCAAAAAAUUAAGAAGGCUAACCAGCUUUUGAAAGUUAAAAGUCCAGAGCAGGAACAGGUGGCUAGCAGACAACAGAAACUGAAACACAAAGAUCUUGCUGCUAUUCUGGAGGAGAAGAAACAAGGGGGUCCAGCUAUUGGUGCCAGAAUAGCUGAAUACUCCCAACUUUAUGACCAAAUCGUCUUUAGAGAAAGUUCACCUAAGAUCCAAAAGGAAGCCAAGGCCACUCCUCAGGAGCCAUCAGCUGGGAGGCUUUCCACGCCCAUGGCUGCAUCUCCUUCCCGUUCCCAGGCUGGCAGUGACUGCUCAAGAGCAGAAGAUUGGCUUUUGCAUUCUACAUACAGUAACGGCGAGCUGGCUGACUUCUCUCCAUGGUCUGAAUCCCAAGACCCAAAGUCUAAGAGCUUGUAUACAGAAGCUGGUACUAAAAGCAAUUCAAAGCAGUUGCCAUCAGCUGGCUCGGUGCCUUCCCUUCAGAUUUCUCACCGUUUGCAUGUCCCGGCGCAGAGGUGGAGCGCCAUUAUAAGCCAACCGAACAAAGAAAAUUUACAUCAAGAUCACAUCUACAACUCUCUUGGGAGAAGAGUAAGCAAUGUAAAACCACAGGCAUACAGCAGGUCACAGUCAUCUUCCUCAAUUGUGGUCAACAGGUCUGGAGAAUCGAUCGUAUACCCUAAUGAAAUGGACAAGAAAAAGCUCAAUUUGAAUAGGAACUUCCGAUUCAACAGCCACCAAACACUGGGUAUUGCUUCAGGAUGUACAGGGGCUGAUAUGAGAAAGCAGAUCCCUGAAAACUGUUCAGAUGUGAUUCUGCAGGAUUCUCAAAAAGUCCUGAGAGUGAACAGAGCCUCCGCUCUGACAGCACAGAUGGCCACUCAGAACUAUUUUUCUAAUUUCAAAGACACUGAAGAAGGAGAAGGGGAUGAUGAUGAUGACUAUGUUGAAAUAAAGUCUGAAGAUGAGGGAUCUGACUUGGAGACUUCUCAGAACCAAACAAGGAAAUCGGAUCCUAGACUGUGUAACGCAGACACUGCUCCUUCUGAAACGCUCUGCGGCAAAACUGUCUCUUGUACUCCCGCAAAGUCCACCAGCAGCAAACACGCCCUUACCCCCUAUCUGUCUGCAUAUAGUGAUUCAGAUAAACUGAAUGACUACCUGUGGAGAGUACCGUCUCCCAAUCAGCAGAAUAUUGUCCAAUCUUUAAGGGAAAAGUUUCAGUGUCUUAGUUCAAGUAGCUUUGCUUGA
This is a messenger RNA of Pterocles gutturalis (yellow-throated sandgrouse), 3114 nucleotides long. RefSeq names its product pleckstrin homology domain-containing family G member 1-like. The annotation marks the transcript as partial. The record is from RefSeq and is a predicted model, not a curated record. The transcript has 4 exons. NCBI's taxonomy places the organism in Eukaryota, Metazoa, Chordata, Aves, Pterocliformes, Pteroclidae.